AAAUAAACUGAGUGACAGGUUGUCAUCAUUUUGAAGGUUGCAUGUUGAACGUAAGAGUUUGAAAAUAAGAUUGUCUACUAGAAUGCGGUAUGGCUAACACAAUCACUUGCCUCUUAAUCCUAUUUCUAAAUGGAUACAAAGUCAAGGCACUGUCCAUUAUGCAAGGGCAGGAAGUCAACUUGGUUUUCCCUUACCCAUGUAGCAGUACAGACGUCACAUUACAAUCAAAUAGAGUCCCAUUUUAUAGAUCUACAUCUGGUUUAUCACCUUCCUUGCCCCAAGAUCAGGCCCGAAGAUUCACUGUUCAGAAUAGGAUUGAAAUUGGAACCUGCUCUCUGGAACUUACAAUAAAAGAUGUCACGAGAGGUGACAGAGGGACAUACAUUUUGUUUUCAUAUAAGGAUGGUCUUAAAGAUUUUUUUACUAAACAUGAAAUAUUGCUUCAGGUAGAUUAUCCACCUGGUAAUGCAUCCUGCAUUGUAGGUGCAUAUAAGGGUGGAGAAUGGGUAGCAGUAAACUGUACAGCUAAUGUGGGAAGUCUACCAGCGAGGAUUGAAUGCUAUCAGAAUGAUUUAUGGAUGCCUACCUUGACUGAACCUACAGUGAAAGAAUCUUUGUUGAAACAGACUAUUCUCAUUCAAAAAUCACAGACAGCAUUUUGUUGUUCUACCAUUUUAAAUGAAAACAAAGAGAGAUGCAAGUGCAAUGAUACUGCACUAUUUUUAGAUGAUAACAGUACUAUAAUAGACCCUUGUCCUACCAUUUCAACACAAACAUCAAUAUCAACUACUGUAUACAGAAAUUCACACCCAAAUGAUCUCUCAACAACUGCAACAGCAACAACUAUUCAUUACAAAAUAAAGAAUCAGAAAUCAUAUCUUAUAUUAUACAUAUUGGUAGCUCUUCUGGUCAUUGCUUUGUUCGUAGUGUGUGUAACUUUCUUCUAUAAACAGAGAAAAAUUAGCCAAGCCAACCGUAGUAAUAUUAAGUUAGAAGAGAAUAGUAAAGAUGAUCAAGGAAGCAUUACAGAGAGGCUGAAUCAAAGUCAGGAAUUAUAGAGCUAUGCAAUGAAUGAAUACAAGUUAGGGAGAAAGAAAAGGCAAUAUAUUUCUAUUUCAUAUGAUAUACAAUCAUUGGAUUUUACAAAUAGCCA
Lytechinus pictus (painted urchin) is the source of this 1153-nucleotide messenger RNA. RefSeq lists its product as uncharacterized. Lineage: Eukaryota; Metazoa; Echinodermata; Echinoidea; Temnopleuroida; Toxopneustidae. The record is from RefSeq and is a predicted model, not a curated record. The transcript has a single exon. The coding region runs from base 90 to 1058 and encodes 322 amino acids.